Molecule: messenger RNA, 1123 nt
Organism: Malus domestica (apple)
Lineage: Eukaryota; Viridiplantae; Streptophyta; Magnoliopsida; Rosales; Rosaceae
Source: RefSeq, a predicted model, not a curated record
UAUUUCUUCCCUUUCGCUCUUUCUUUCCCGUAUCUCCCCUACCCUUUCGCAUAAUCCUUCAUCUUUCCCCUUUCCCGUAUCUCCCUCUCGCUAUAUCUUUCCCUCAUCUACUCUUCCCCUUUCGCAUUAUCUUCAUCUUUCCCCGCAUAAUCCUUCAUCCCAAUUAGUUGCAGCAAAAGAAAAUUUCUUAAUUGUGGAUCCGCAAAUGCUUCAUCUUUCCCCUUUCCCCUUUCCCCUUUCCCGUAUCUCCCUCUCGCUCUAUCUUUCCCUCUCGCCCUCUCGCUCUAUCUUCCCCGUCACUCUAUCUCCCCUUUCCAUAAUCCUCAUCUACUCUUCCCGUAGUCCUCAUCUCCUCUAUCUCUCAUUUUCGCCUUGAUCCCCAAAUCUUGAACCCAGUACCGCAGCCACACGAAUCUCGAAGCCGACGUGAAUCAAGUCUCAAAUUCAAGACGGUUCCUGCUUGUCAAAAUCUCCAAGGCUUGACGGUUCCUGCAGACGGUUCCGGCUUGACGUUCUUUGCUGCUCCGUAUAAAUUAGCUUGAGGGUGAGCCUAUCACUGUCCCUCACCUAAUUGUAAACAGCAGUUUCUCAGCAGCCUCACCUACUUGUGGGGUUUCCUUCUUUGAAUGGUUUUAAUAUGGUCUUUGAGAAGUCUCUGCUAUGCACUUUAACCCUUGAUGAGUACCUAGAUUUGUACCUCAUCCGCGUAGAUGGCUUAAGAAGAAGAAUAUCAUGCGCUGUUGAAAGAGAGCAUGGCUUGGAGUAUUCAUUAAUCAGGGAAACCUUUCAGAUGUCGCGGUUGAUCACUCGUCGUAGGAGUGUGACCAAUGCGCCUCCCGCAUUAUCACCAUCUACUGCUCCGGCCGUGAGUGCUCCAUUGAUUGGGGAGCCUACACCUUUCAUUGAGGCUACUGCUACGACAUCCCAGGUGCCAUUAUCAUCGACGUCAUCAGUGUCCGUUCAGUUUCUCAAUGCACGGCGGCCUCACCGGCGCCGCCGUGAUUCAGAGUCUUCUAUUCACAGUUCCUCGUCAUCCAGAGUCGAGGAUGGGGGCUCCCUCCAGGUUUUGGGAAAUGAUAUAUUGUUAGGGGAGGUUUUUGCAGAAUUUUUUGUAGAAAUUUAA